Messenger RNA from Crotalus tigris (Tiger rattlesnake), 2465 nucleotides. Its product is annotated as cystine/glutamate transporter-like. Gene Ontology annotation, molecular function: L-amino acid transmembrane transporter activity. The transcript is spliced from 12 exons. Gene Ontology annotation, cellular component: membrane. Lineage: Eukaryota; Metazoa; Chordata; Lepidosauria; Squamata; Viperidae. The record is from RefSeq and is a predicted model, not a curated record. Gene Ontology annotation, biological process: amino acid transmembrane transport. Bases 125 to 1570 code for a protein of 481 amino acids.
AGUAAAGAGAAAAGGAGAGGAAGAGGAAUUGACAGCACAGAGCAGAACUGCCACACAAUCAGUAACUCAAGCGGUGCCUGACCCCGAGACUACUGUGAUUUGGAGGAAUCAGAGGGGUGAAAAUAUGGGACUUUGCAGGAAGAGAAAAGCUUUCAUGGAGGAGAAGGACGCUGUUUUUCUGAGGAGAAAGAUCACCCUUACUCGGGCCAUUGCAUUGGCUGUAGGCACCAUGGUGGGCAGUGGGAUCUUUAUUUCUCCUAAAGGGGUAUUGCAAAACUCAGGCAAUGUAGGGGUCUCAUUACUUGUAUGGCUCGCUUGUGGGAUUCUGUCUCUGUUUGGUGCUCUGACCUAUGCAGAUAUUGGAACAUGUAUUACAAAGUCAGGCGGGCAUUAUAUUUAUCUUUUAGAGACACUUGGACCAUUGCCAGCUUUCCUCCGAUUGUGGGCUGAAUUUAUUAUGAUACGCCCUGCAAAUGUAGCUGUGGUGUCUUUGGCAUUUGGUCGAUACCUCAUUGAGCCUUUCUUUGCUUCUUGUCAUGUCCCUCCUCUGGCUGUGAAACUGAUCACUAUGGCAGGAAUUACCUUAGCCGUAGCCCGGAAUUGUUGGAGUGUGAGUUGGGCUGCCAAAGUACAGACGGGGCUCACUGUUCUGAAGAUGAUCACUGUGGGUCUAAUUAUUGUUCCUGGGCUCUUGGCUCUUGGAAAUGGUCAUAAUGAACAUUUCCAGAAUAGUUUUGACACAAGUUCCUUAACACUUGAAAAGCUGCCUCUUGCUUUUUAUUCCGGGAUGUUUGCUUAUGGAGGAUGGUUCUAUAUAAACUUUGUAACUGAAGAGAUUGUAAAUCCUAAAAAGAACAUUCCUCGGGCAGUCAUCGUUUCCUUAACUGUUGUUACAGUCAGCUACAUCCUUACUAAUGUAUCUUACUAUGCUGUCUUGACACCGCAAGAAAUUCUCAGUUCAGAUGCAGUAGCUGUGAGUUUCACUGAUAAAGUUUUCAAGAACAUUUCCUCUGCAAUUCUAAUCCUUGUAGCUCUCUCAUGUUUUGGUGCUUUAAAUGGAGGAAUCUUUGCUGCAUCCAGGAUGUUGUUUGCAGCUGCACGAGAAGGACAGUGGCCAGUUCUCUUUUCAAUGAUACACCUGGAAAGACACACUCCUGUCCCAGCUUUAAUAUUAAUGUUACCUUUGGUCUACUUGAUGGUAUCCAUUGGUGACCUUUAUGGACUUUUGAACUUCUACAGCUUCUCCCGCUGGUUCUUCCUAGGACUUACCACACUGGGGUACAUGAUACAUUGCUUCCAACAUCCAACAAUAGUGAGACCUUUUAAGGUGCCUCUGUUCUUCCCACUGGUAUUCACAGUAGCCUGUUUCUUCAUUGUGGGGACAUCGCUAUAUUCAGAUCCUGUAAACACCAGUAUUGGAUGCGCUUUAACUUUAUCUGGCUUACCCGUCUACUAUCUGGUGGUUCAGAAAACUAGAAUACCAGGCUGCUGUACAUCAAAGUUCAACUCCAUGAUAAUGAAGCUACAGAUCCUGAUGAAGGUGACUCCUCAGGAAGUCCAGAUGUAUUGAAGGAGCUGUGUAUUGGAGUAAGGAAAACAAUAUUUAGACUGCAAGGAACCUGCAAACUCUUGACACUACUACUGUAAGGAAUAUACCUCCAAGCCAUUUUAAAGCAAGCAGCAAGAGAUACAAUAUGUGAGAAUCCCUUUCCAUGAGUUACCUCAUGUUUCAUUUUGUCUUUCAAAGGUAUAAGACUGAUCUUCUUUUGCCCAGAAGCUUGAACAAGCAGUUUAUAAGGAAUAAAAAUAAAUCAAAACUCUUUAUGAAAAACCCAUCAGCAAUAUCUGCAGAACCUUAAGCAAGUCUUAGUUCUGUAUACAGUAUAUAGUAAACAUAAGAUUCUUGUCCAAUACAGCACUUCCUUCUUAUGACAACAAUAAGGAAUCUAUUGUCAUAGGAAAUGUGGGUCUUGCUCGCCCUAAAAAUGUUCAAGCUUGCACAAAAGUAUAGUAAUAAUUAGUUAAAAAAUGAAAAUUCAGUUCACAAAAUAGAGGUUGAAAAUGUUUUAAGGUUAAAAUUUCCACAUCCAAAAUAUUCCAACUUCAAAACUAUUCCCAACCUUAUCAGAAAUGGUCUGCCAUUGGAACUGCUCUGACUCUACUAAAAAAGAAGAAAAAAACACAGUAUAAGCUGUUCUGCCUUCCAUUUUCAAAGCCAGAACAUUUUGUUAAGAUUGGAAUACUUCUGGUGAGACUGAUGUUUCUAAAAUCUGACAAUUUAAAUCUUGAAAUGAUCUGCACACUGCUAAUACGAAGACAUAUCCCAAGUAAAUAUUCUACACAUACGGUAUGGCCCUAAAGAUUUAGGACAAGUGUUGCAAUGAUUUGUAUUUGUAAGUAAUUUUUAUAAUGGAGGUAAUCAGAUUUUUUAAUUCCUUGACAAUAAUAAAUUAUGAAUAACUAUC